UUUUUACAAAACGACAUUCCGUGACGCCGUUUUAUUUCAACGAAGCAUAAAACGCAAAGGAUUUAUUCAUAAAUCUACGAAUCUAUACAACGUAUUUUGACAUUACUUCAACGGAUUUAUACAACUAAUACAAAAAUGUCAACUUUCUACUACUGUCUUUUGGUUUUCGUCAUUUUGUCAGUUACUUCAAUUCAGACAUCCAUGGCAAAAGAUUGUUCUAAACCAUGUCCGAAAUGCCCAAGUGUUACAAAAUGCGCUUUUGGAGUGAGCAUAGUUCCGGACGAGUGUGGAUGCUGCAAAACAUGCGCCAAACAACUCUAUGAAUCUUGCGAUGCUUCCAACCCAUGCGAUCACCACAAAAACUUAUACUGCAGCUUUGGCGAUGUUGACGACACUGCUGGAGUUUGUGUUGCAAAACCUGGACGCUCAUGUUUUCUCAAUGGUAAAGUGUAUCUCAACGGCGAAUCAUUUUCACCAAGCUGCAAAGUUCACUGUACCUGUAUUGAUUCAGACUUCGGAUGCAUGCCACGAUGUCCUGUUAGUGCAAAAAUUCCUCCGAAUUGCGAACAUCCUCGUCUUGUUCUUAAACCUGGUAAAUGUUGCGAAGAAUGGAUUUGUAUGAAGAGCAGCAGAAAAUCUGUUAUGCCAAAAAUUAACCGACAAAUAAAGUCGAACGAAUCGCGACAUGGAAAACACAGUCCACGACCCGCAGUAUUUAACUUUGCUGGUAAAUUUUUACUUUUUGUACUAUUUUAAAAUGAUAUGAAAUGCCGUUGCAGAAAAUAUCCUCU
This is a messenger RNA of Styela clava, 791 nucleotides long. The record is from RefSeq and is a predicted model, not a curated record. Lineage: Eukaryota; Metazoa; Chordata; Ascidiacea; Stolidobranchia; Styelidae.